This is a messenger RNA of Quercus robur (English oak), 765 nucleotides long. RefSeq lists its product as uncharacterized. Bases 90 to 617 code for a protein of 175 amino acids. The transcript is spliced from 3 exons. Gene Ontology annotation, biological process: positive regulation of DNA-templated transcription; chloroplast organization. The record is from RefSeq and is a predicted model, not a curated record. NCBI's taxonomy places the organism in Eukaryota, Viridiplantae, Streptophyta, Magnoliopsida, Fagales, Fagaceae.
UAUCCCUACACAAACAUUUAAGGAGCAGGUAGCAUAGCUGCGUAGAGAACAUAGUACAACAGCUUCUGCUAAGGGUAGUAAACAUAAACAUGGGACUGAGAACUCUUCCCUUGACACCACAUGUCAAUCUCCCUUCAAAUUUUGGAGUUGCACAAAGCUUGUCUAACCACAGGGUCAAGUUCAACAAGAGCUUUAAGUUCACAGUUUCAGCUAAAUCAGAGAAGGAUGAUCAGAAGGAAGAACCCAAGGAGAGCAACCAAUCUUUGUUUGGUAAUAUAACCGAAGCUCUCGAUUUUUCUCAAGUUAGAUCUGCUGAGGAUGCUCAGCUUCUGGACGAGGCUAGAGAGUUCACCAGGUCUGGAGGGAGAAUGAAUAGGGAACAGUAUGGGGCUCUAAGAAGGAAAAUUGGAGGGACAUACAAGGAUUUUUUCAAGUCCUAUGUUGAGGUGGAUGGGCAAUAUGUUGAAGAUGGUUGGGUUGACAAAACGUGUAAGGUUUGCAAGAAAGAUACAAAGGGUGAGGCAAGGCAAGUGGACAAGCUUGGAAGAUAUGUUCAUGUAGCAUGUUUGGAGAGGUCAAAAUCAGGAAACUUCUUUACCAGACUUUUCUCAAGAUAAAGAUGAUGGUUGGGUUAAAAAUUUUCUUUUCUAGUGAUUGUACUUCAUUUAACAUGCAUGGUGGGAGAGAAUUGGAAUUGCCUUUCCGUUGUAUACCCUAGAAACUCUAUAUAUAUAGACAUUUCAAUUCAGAAUUUUGUUCAUCUUA